AUGUCUUCAUUGUUUAUAUCAUUCUGUUUUGCUAAGACUGUGAGUGAACCUGACAAGUAUAUUUCUGGAACUGCUUUGUAUUGUACUACUAAUGAUAAUGCUGAAUUCAGAGAAAUAACCUUUAAAGGAUUUAUAAAAAAUUCUGAUUCAUUGAUUACUCCUUUUGAGAAAAACACAAUUGUAUUAAUUGUUAAUAUAAUUCAAGCUGUACCCAUCUCAUUCUCCGAUAGUGAAUAUGUUUUUACACUAGAUGAUCUUCCAUUUUCCUCUCUGCUCUUACUUUUUACUGCUCCUGUUAUUGCAGAUUCUUAUUUCUCCAACAAUCAAGGAGGAAGAGAAAGCUUUAUGCUUUCACAACAAUUAUAUAAUGGUGUAAUUAACCACAAACAUGUUGAUUCCAGAGUUAUUGUUUCUUAUUCUAAUGAAACAAAUCGAUUAAAAAAUAUUCCACAUAUAAUCGCUGCUGAUAUAGAAUUUACUUAUGCUAGUAAUGAAGCUUCUUCUUCUAACUUUUCAACUAAUGGAAAAGCCAAAACUCAAGGUGAAUUUGCUACUCAACUCAAAAGUAUAAAAGAAAAAUAUGCAUUAAUAACUUCUCGAAAGAAUCAAAAACUUACAUUAAAACCAUCGCUAUUAUCAAAAUCAACAAAUAAUGAUCAAGCUUCUGUUAAUUUUGUUGAUCUUGUAUCUCAGAUUAAAGAUACAGAUUCUACUUCACAAUUUACAGUUAUUCAACCCUCUGCUCAUUCUACUAUUACACAAUCUACUAUUUCUCUGAAUAUUACUCAUUCAAAUUUUACUUCAAAUAAUACUUCUUCUGUCCUUCCUUCUAAUAUAACUCAACCUACUUUUUACUCUGAUAUUACUCAAUCUAAUAUUCGCUCUAAUAUCGUUCAACCUCCUCUUUACUCUAAUCUUACUCAACCUACUCUUAGACCUUCUAUUACUCAACAUUCUUUCUAUUCUAAUAUCAACUUUUUAUUCUAA
Molecule: messenger RNA, 987 nt
Organism: Dentiscutata erythropus
Lineage: Eukaryota; Fungi; Glomeromycota; Glomeromycetes; Diversisporales; Gigasporaceae
Source: the annotation of a GenBank genome assembly